Messenger RNA from Phyllostomus hastatus (greater spear-nosed bat), 5947 nucleotides. RefSeq names its product terminal uridylyl transferase 7 (gene TUT7). The transcript is spliced from 29 exons. The coding region runs from base 340 to 4992 and encodes 1550 amino acids. Lineage: Eukaryota; Metazoa; Chordata; Mammalia; Chiroptera; Phyllostomidae. The record is from RefSeq and is a predicted model, not a curated record. Gene Ontology annotation, molecular function: nucleic acid binding; RNA uridylyltransferase activity; zinc ion binding.
GUUUCAAGCGUCUUCUCCCGGCGUCCCUCCCAGACUCGUCCCUGGGCUAGAUCUCCGGUAGAUUCUCUGGUUUCCAGACUAGAGGGCGGGCUCCGCCCAGGAGUUACGUUGGCUCCAUCCACUGCCGGCCUCCUUGCCCCAGUUGCGGGGACCCUGAAGCCCCCAGGCCAGUGGGGACCGACCUCUCGAGUUCGAGUCCACAUCUUCACCUGUGUCAGACACUGCAGAGGCAGAAGAAGGGAUUUGGGUGAAGGCACUCGGCCUGGGCCCCCUAUCCAGCUGGGGGGACCUCGGAACCCAUCAAGGAGGUGCAAAGUAAGAAAACUGAAGUCAAAGACCAUGGGAGAUGCAGCAAAACCUUAUUUUGUGAAGCGUGCUAAAGACCGAGGGAUUAUAGAUGAUGAGGAUUUUAGAAGGAGUCACCCUCAACAAGAUUAUUUGAUAAUGGAUGAUUAUACUAAAGGCCAUUGCAGUAAAAUGGAAAAAGGCCUUCCCAAGAAAAAAAUACCCCCAGGAAACUAUGGAAAUACCCCUAGAAAAGGACCAUAUGCUGUUUCCAGCAAUCCAUAUGCAUUUAAAAAUCCAAUUUACAGUCAACCUGCUUGGAUAAAUGACAACCACAAAGAUCAGAGUAAAAGGUGGCUAUCUGAUGAAUUUGCUGGUAAUGCAGAGAGUUGGAGAGAAUACAAACAAGGACCUAGAAUUCCUGUUAUAAAUCGACCAAGAAAAGACUCCUUUCAAGAAAGUGAAGAUGGUUAUAGGUGGCAAGAUGGAAGAGGCUGUAGGACUGUAAGACGACUAUUUCAUAAAGACCUGACAAGCCUAGAAACGAUGUCAGAAGUGGAAGCCGGAAGCCACGAAAACAAGAAGCAGAAGUCCAGGCCUAGGAAGCCACGGAGGAUGAGAAAUGGGGAGAGUGAGCUGGACGGAGACUUGGAGGGCCCUGUGAUUGACGAGUCUGUGCUUUCAACGAAGGAACUCUUGGGUUUACAGCAGGCUGAGGAGCGAUUAAAAAGAGACUGCAUUGACAGGCUGAAAAGGCGACCAAGAAACUACCCUACGGCAAAGUACACCUGUAAACUUUGUGAUGUUUUAAUUGAAUCCAUUGCAUUUGCCCAUAAGCAUAUCAAAGAGAAGAGGCACAAGAAAAACAUUAAGGAAAAGCAGGAGGAAGAGUUGCUCACUACGUUACCCCCGCCUGCGCCAUCCCAGAUAAAUGCAAUUGGCAUUGCCAUUGACAGAGUGGUACAGGAGUUUGGCUUACACAAAGAGAACUUGGAACAGAGACUAGAAAUUAAACGUAUCAUGGAAAAUGUGUUCCAACACAAGUUACCAGAUUGUUCUCUGAGAUUAUAUGGGUCAUCCUGUAGCAGAUUGGGUUUCAAAAAUUCGGAUGUAAACAUUGACAUUCAAUUUCCAGCCAUUAUGUCUCAGCCAGAUGUUCUCCUACUUGUUCAAGAAUGUUUAAAGAACAGUGAUUCUUUUAUUGAUGUUGAUGCAGAUUUCCAUGCUAGGGUGCCAGUGGUAAUGUGCAGAGAGAAGCAAAGUGGUCUCUCUUGUAAAGUGAGUGCAGGAAAUGAAAAUGCUUGUCUGACAACAAAUCACUUAACUGCCCUUGGAAAAUUGGAAUCGAAGCUGGUUCCUUUGGUGAUUGCAUUUAGGUACUGGGCAAAGCUUUGCAGCAUAGAUCGCCCUGAAGAAGGAGGUUUGCCACCUUACGUGUUUGCCCUGAUGACCGUUUUCUUUCUUCAACAGAGGAAAGAGCCCCUUCUUCCUGUUUAUCUGGGAUCAUGGAUUGAAGGAUUCUCACUAAAUAAAUUAGGCAACUUCAGCCUAAAAGAUAUUCAGAAAGACGUCGUGGUCUGGGAGCACACCGAUAAUGCCACGGGGGAUGCAGACACGGCAAAAGAAGAGGCAUCGAAAAAAGUACCUGUUAAAAGGGGACAGGUAUCAUUAACAUUUGAUUUAAAACACCAGCCUUCAGUACCAGUUGGGCAGCUCUGGGUGGAAUUGCUUCGAUUCUAUGCUUUAGAAUUUAAUUUGGCUGAUUUAGUCAUAAGUAUCCGAGUCAAAGAAAUGAUAUCUCGUGAAUCAAAGGACUGGCCCAAAAAGCGCAUUGCCAUUGAAGAUCCCUACUCUGUUAAAAGAAAUGUGGCAAGGACCCUAAAUAAUCAACCUGUUUUUGAAUAUAUACUUCAUUGUUUAAGGACGACAUAUAAGUAUUUUGCUCUUCCACAUAAAAGUACAAAAUCUAGCCUUCCAAAGCCUCUGAGUACUGUUACAUUUACUUCAGAACAUUCUAAAGAAGUAGCAAAGCAUGAUCCAGAUUUACAAGCAAAAAAUAAUAAACUCAAAAACUCAGUUGUGGCUCAAGGUGCCAGUGCUCCCAGUUCAGCUGCAAACACCUGCAAGGUACAGGCAGUUACUCUUAAAGAGACUGCUGGAAGCGUUGGAAGCCCACCAGCAGAGGAACCAGGGAACAGACACAGCAGUGUGCACCUGGAAAACUCAGGCUGCAGCAAGGCAGAAGUCAGCGGUGAUGAUCGUGAGGAUGUUAAUGUACAUCAUCAAGAAACGGGAAGUAAAACUGAGAGAGAAAAAAUUGGAAGGGAGGGCAAGCAUCCUUUGACUGCUGAUGCUCAAGAUUUAAGCAGUAACAAACAUGAACAGCCUCUUGUCUCUGAUAGCACACGAAAUACUGAGACAGAUAGCGGUUUGGAUUUAGAAGGCUUCCCAAAUCCUACAGCAAAAGAGUGCGAUGGGUUUGCUUCUUUAGAUAACAACAUUGAUAUUAAGCUUGAAGAAAGCAUUGAUAUUAACAACCUUGAAGAAAGCUUAGAAGGUACUGAUGAGCCAGAAGACACUUUAAGCCACUUUGCCCCUUCCAGACAGGACCAGACAUCGGGAGUCAUUCACUCUGAUGGAGAGGGGGAGGAGGAGGAUGAAGAACCCAGGCUGUCCGCUACCCGAAAAGAAGAUGAGGAUGGUGGUGCUAAUGAAGAUGGGUUAGACAAUGCCUGCACCGGGUCGGGGGAUGAGGAUGCCCUGUCUGAAGAGGAUGAGGUGGGCGAGUCUAAGUGUGAAGACUUGAAAGAAUGUGGAAAAGAUGUGGAUGGAGCUCUACUAAUGGAACUUAAUAAAAUCAAUCUUAAGGAAGAAAAUGUGUGUGAAGAAAAUUCAACUGUGGGUCCAUCUGAUUUCUUCUAUGAAUUUAGUAAACUCACUUUCACCAAAGGCAAGUCUCCUAUGGUAGUGUGCAGUUUGUGCAAACGAGAGGGUCAUCUAAAGAAGGACUGCCCUGAGGACUUCAAAAGAAUCCAGCUGGAACCUUUGCCACCAUUAACGCCCAAAUUUUUAAAUAUCCUGGAUCAAGUUUGCUUCCAGUGUUAUAAGGAUUUUUCUCCAACUAUUUUAGAAGAUCAGGCUCGCGAACAUAUCCGGCAAAACCUAGAAAGUUUCAUAAGACAGGAGUUUCCAGGAACUAAAUUGAGCUUGUUUGGCUCCUCCAAAAAUGGAUUUGGGUUCAAACAGAGUGACCUUGACAUCUGUAUGACAAUUAAUGGACUUGAAACUGCUGAGGGGUUGGACUGUGUAAGAACUAUUGAAGAAUUGGCAAGAGUCCUCAAAAAACAUUCAGGUCUGAGAAACAUCCUGCCUAUUACAACAGCAAAGGUGCCAAUUGUAAAGUUCUUUCACUUGAGAAGUGGUCUAGAAGUGGACAUAAGUUUGUAUAACACAUUGGCUCUUCAUAACACGAGGCUCUUAGCUGCUUAUUCAGCCAUUGAUCCCAGAGUGAAAUAUUUGUGUUAUACCAUGAAAGUGUUUACAAAGAUGUGCGACAUCGGUGAUGCCUCCAGAGGCAGCUUAUCGUCAUACGCGUACACACUUAUGGUGCUAUACUUCCUCCAGCAGAGGAACCCUCCAGUCAUCCCUGUCCUGCAGGAGAUAUACAAAGGUGAAAAGAAACCUGAAAUAUUUGUUGAUGGCUGGAAUAUUUAUUUUUUUGAUCAAAUAGACGAACUGCCCACCUGUUGGCCAGACUAUGGAAAAAAUACAGAAUCUGUUGGGCAGCUCUGGUUGGGACUUCUUCGUUUCUACACAGAGGAAUUUGAUUUUAAAGAGCAUGUUAUUAGCAUCAGAAGAAAAUGUAUGCUUACAACUUUUAAGAAACAGUGGACCUCAAAAUACAUUGUUAUUGAAGAUCCCUUUGAUUUGAAUCAUAAUCUUGGAGCUGGAUUGUCAAGGAAAAUGACAAAUUUUAUAAUGAAAGCAUUUAUUAAUGGUAGAAGAGUAUUUGGUAUUCCAGUCAAAGGAUUUCCAAAGGACUACCCCUCAAAAAUGGAGUACUUUUUUGAUCCAGAUGUGCUAACUGAAGGAGAGCUGGCCCCAAAUGAUAGAUGUUGCCGAAUUUGUGGGAAAAUUGGGCACUUCAUGAAAGACUGUCCUAUGAGGAGAAGAGUGAGGCGACGGCGAGAUCAGGAAGAUACCCCGAACCAAAGACACCCUGAGAACAAAGAGAAAAGAAGCAAAGAGGACAGAGAAAUUCAAAACAAGCACCCAGAGAGGGAGGUGUCUGCGAAAGAGGAAAAGCCCAUGCAGUGCACCCCUCAGAAGGCCAAGCCGGGCAAGGCCGCCAUCGACCUGGGGAGAGAGAGGACACUCAGGCCACCCGUGGAAAAGUGGAAGAGGCAGGACGACAGAGACUCGAGAGAAAAACGUUGUUUUAUCUGUGGACGAGAGGGGCACAUUAAAAAAGAGUGCCCGCAGUUCAAAGGCUCCCCAGGUAUGCUUAAAUCAGAUUGUGUAUUUGGAGUCCCUUCUUCACCUAGCCCUUUGAAACCAGCUGACACAUUUGUUCAGGCAGUGCUUUUACAUGAAGACAAAAAGAAACAAAAAGCAACUAUAUUUUUGAGUCCCCAGUCAGGUAGCCUUUCCAGUAAAUACAUGACUCAGGGAAAAGCCUUGGCGAAGAGGACCCAGCAGGAAUCAUGAGGGAAGGAAAAUGCAGCGCUCUAUAAGGCCACUCAGGCGUUCCUAAUCACUUGGAAAAUUAGGUUCAUUUCACAGGACACAGCAGCAUAGAUCAAGCUUCAACUUAACAUUGAAGGAAAAUGUCAGAUUUGUUUUUUAAUGAAUGAAAUUCUUAAUAAGGAAAAAAAUUUUAAUGUAGUCUUACCUACCACAAAUCCUCAUAGACUUAACGAUUUUAAUAGAAAGCCAUGAUGUUAUGUAUUUGAGCCAGGUUUAAAAAAACGGUGUUACUAUGGGCCAGUAUUCAGUGAAUACAAUUUCAUGGUUUUUAAUUUUCAAUUCACACUAAAAUGGUGUGUUGAUAAACCCCGAGUAAAUUAAUCCUUUCUUUCCUAUACAUCUCCCCCUUUUUUUUUGUUUUGAAGAGGGGAAGUUAUAUUUAUUGUUUACUGAAUCCUCAUGGGAAAGCGUGUCAAAUAUGUGUGAACUGCUACUACUGUAUGUACAAUUUACAAACCUUGUUUUAUUGAUAUUUGUAGAAGUGAUAACAUGAACAUGAUUACCCGUUUAUGUGAGUCUUCCAUGGAUGAGCAGUGUCAGUGAGGGGAUUUGGGUCUUUCCCUCUCUAAUUUUAAUGAAGUUGACAUAUCACUAUUAUGCUCAUAAAAAUGAAGUGAGGAAAACAAGUAGUCCUGUUUGCUGCUAAAAAACCUUUUCAAUGGAAAAAUGAUAAAUAAAAGUGCUUUUUACUUUUUACGAUACUCAGAAAGUAGGGUGGAGAACUUCAAAAACUCCGUGGAGAUUAAAGAGGCUGUCUCUGCCAAUCACAGGUUUGGUUGGUGUCAUUUUGGGUCUGACUGGAACCCCUGGGGAACUGGUGUGUAACGUCACAAGCCCUGCGGAAGUCGUACAUGGUCAGAACUAUGCUUCGGUUUGAUUCUGAAAUAAAAACCGAAUCUCUGUCAUUUUAUCCACA